CGACAAGCUACGAGAUUCACCAUUGGCACUAUAUUGAUAUUGUUUUGUGAAUUAUUAAUGGACUUGUCUUCAAUUUCUCUCUACGCUUCGCCGUUUUAUAACUUGCGAAGCACAUAUGCCGAAUUCAAAUUUCCUGAGGGAGAAGAGCGGCAAGAAUUUUGAAAAAUAUGACGUAAUCGAUAGCUUUGACUACGUCAACACAAUACCCGUUACCAUGGUAACCACAUGAAACUGGAAAAAAUGCAAAAGAACAUUCGCUUUAAUGAGAAUCAGCUCAUCUAUCUAGUAGGCAAAGCCCGUCGGGAAAACACAAAUGCAGGAUUUUUAUACAAGAAGAGUUCAGACACCGGCAAAUGGCAACAACGGUACUUCGUGUUGUACCAGAACCUCAUGUUCUAUUUUGAGAACGAGAAUACGAGCCGUCCACUCGGCGUUGUUCUGUUGGAGGGAAGCUACUGUGAGAGGAUCAUCACUCCCCUUAAAGGCAAGGAGUCGGAAAAACAGAUAACAUGGAACAAUUUUAAGAUCGAGUACAUAUUCACUAUUACCUACAAGAGCGAGGGUCAGAGGAGCUAUGAGCUGCGCACAGACACAGAGUCGGAGUGCAAUGCCUGGAUUGAUGCAAUCAGGAGGGCAAGCUACAGCAAAGUCCUGGAGCAGAAGGAAGAAUUGGAACAGAAACAUCUCCAUGUUAUUCAGAUCCUGGAAAGUGAGAGGCAGGCAAAGUGGCACUAUGUCCAGCAGACAGAGGAGCUUGCCACUGAGGUUAAAAAACUCAAGGCAGAGUUACAAAAGUUCAAGAAAGACCGUUUUUCCAACCACAAAUUGGAAGAUGAAACGGAUGAAAUAAAGAAAAUAAAGAAGGACACAGACAACGAACAACAAGUGAUAUUGAAAGUACAGAGUUUUUUCCGUGGAUGGUUGUGUCGACGGCGCUGGAAACAGAUUGUGGAGCUCUACAUCCGCUCACCGCAUGCUGAGAGCAUGAGAAAACGUAACAGUAUUGUCUUCAGCAUGGUAGAGUGUGAAGAAGAAUACAAUCAACAGCUGUCUACUUUGGUCUGCUGCUUCCUGCGGCCUCUCCGCAUGGCUGCCUCCUCUAAGAAGCCUCCCAUCACGCAUGAGGAUGUCAACUCCAUCUUCCUUAACAGUGAGACACUGUUGUUCCUUCACCAGAUCUUCUUCAAGGGCCUGUGUGCGAGGCUGGAAAACUGGCCCACCCUGGUCCUUGGAGAUCUGUUUGAUAUGUUGCUGCCUAUGUUGUGUAUAUACCAGGAAUAUGUAAGAAAUCAUCAUUAUAGUCUUCAGGUGUUGGCUGAGUACAAACAGAAAUCUGAGUUUAACAACCUGCUCAAGCGUUAUGAGGAGAAGCCGGCAUGUGAGACCAGAACCCUUGAGACCUUCCUCACCUAUCCUAUGCAUCAGAUCCCUCGUUACAUCAUCACCCUGCAUGAGCUGUUGGCCCACACACCUCAUGACCAUGUUGAGCGUAACAGUCUUGAGUAUGCCAAGAGCAAACUCGAGGAACUAUCUAAGAUCAAGGCCUGCAAUGGACUCGUGAAAAACUGA
Molecule: messenger RNA, 1569 nt
Organism: Mya arenaria
Lineage: Eukaryota; Metazoa; Mollusca; Bivalvia; Myida; Myidae
Product: ras-specific guanine nucleotide-releasing factor 1-like
Exons: 15
Coding region: 226-1569 (447 amino acids)
Molecular function (GO): guanyl-nucleotide exchange factor activity; protein binding
Source: RefSeq, a predicted model, not a curated record